AUGCUCGUCUCCCUUUCCGUCGCGGUGACGAUGGUCACUUCCAUCUCCGCGAUGAUCACACCACAAAGCUCCGAGAUCAAGAAGAGAGCCAACGGUCUCCCCUCAAAUGGCGUAGUAGCAAACGGCGUCGCAUUCGGAUUCCUCCCAUCCGAUGGCUCCGCAAAAAGUCCUCACUACACCAUGUCUACCAUCGACUCAACUCUCGGCGCCAAAGCCAGUACCUACGGCUAUUACUCCCAGAUCACAUCUUCCACUUACAGCGGCAGCCAACUUCUCAACGUCUUGAACGAUGUCGUGGCUUCUGGUGCUGUGUUCCAGCCUGCUAUCAUGCCUAUCAUUCCGUUCAGUCAGGUGACUACUAGUGUAGCCUCUCAAGUCGCCAGCGUGCUGCAGAAAUUUACUAGUCAGGGCGUGGAGGUUUGGCUGAGGUUCGGUCAUGAGAUGAAUUGGUAUGUCACCGACGGAACUUACACCGGCACCCCCGCCGAGUUCAUCACAGCCUGGAAACGCAUCCACGACGCGGUAUCAUCCAAUCCUAAGAUAAAAAUGUACUGGUCCCCCAACAUCCCCGUCUCAACCGCCGCCCAAUUCUGGCCCGGCGACGCCUACGUCGACAUCGUGGGCAUAGACUGCUACCCGCAAAGCCCGCUCUCCUCAACCGCAUUCUCCGACUGCUACGCCUCCUUCUACAACACGUAUUCGAAGGCCAAGAACCUGCCCUUUGCGAUCGGCGAGACCGGGUAUGGCGGCUCUGGAGGCGCGACGAGCUGGUUGAGUCAGCUGGUUGGCCAGGAUAUGUGUAAGUAUCCGAAUUACAUCGCGACGUCGUGGUUUGAGUUUGAUAAGGAGCAGGAUUUUAGGAUCGUGAUGGGGAGUGCGGCAAAUUUGGCGACGACGAAGAAGCUGUUGUUGCAGAAUGCUGGGAAGGGGUGUACCGGCGGAGGAGGUGGAGGAGGGGGAGGGGGUGGAGGUAGCACGUUCCCUGUUGAUACGUAUGUGAAGGUUGGGAUUGCAGCUCUAGUUCGCCAUGUCAAUCCGCAUAUUCUUGUGUUGGCGGAUACUGUAAGAAUUGCACAUGGGGCUGUGACGGAUGGACCUGCAGUGCCUCCAGUCCUUGUAACGCUGAUUACACGUGUGUGA
This is a messenger RNA of Glarea lozoyensis ATCC 20868, 1140 nucleotides long. Its product is annotated as (Trans)glycosidase. The transcript has 4 exons. The record is from RefSeq and is a predicted model, not a curated record. Gene Ontology annotation, biological process: substituted mannan metabolic process. Gene Ontology annotation, molecular function: mannan endo-1,4-beta-mannosidase activity. The coding region runs from base 1 to 1140 and encodes 379 amino acids. NCBI's taxonomy places the organism in Eukaryota, Fungi, Ascomycota, Leotiomycetes, Helotiales, Helotiaceae.